UCGCGGCGACUACUCAGAAGCGCGUAAAAUGUUGUCGGACGCAGAUACCGAGGAUCACUUCAGUCCGUCCGUUAGGCUGCUAGAGAUAGAGAAACCGGAAACCGGAAGUUGCGGGUUUCAUCUGACAAGAGGCAAAUGGGAUCCGUAUCCUUGGAUAAGCGGGGUGGAUGUGGGAUCGGCCGCGUACAGUGCCGGGAUGAGGGCUGGUGAUUGUGUACUUGAAGUGAACGGAGAGGAUAUUGUGGGUCAAAGGGUCUCGGAUGUAGGUCAACUGGUAAGGUCGCAUCCAGGUCAGGUGUCUCUGUUGCUUUGGAAUGCGGGGGUCGGAGCCAAUUGUUCGGCGGAUACGCUCUGUUGCGGUCCUAUGCCAAACAAUCUCCAAAAACUGUCGGCAUGCCUAUCCUCGGUCCUAACGUUUUUGGAAUGCCCAGUAUGUCUGGACACUGCGAUUCCACCUACUUAUCAGUGCGACAAUGGGCACCUGAUUUGUAUGCGCUGCAGGGCGAAAAGUGAAAGAUGUCCGGUUUGUAGAGUUCGGUUCACCAGUGGAAGAUCUUUACUUGCCGAUCAGGUGUACAACGCCUUCACGGAUGCAUUCGAUCUACGUGAGGAUACGCACGAAGCACGCUCAGCAAAGAUGCAGCAGAUUUUCAAGAUCAAAUCCAAGAAAGCACCGCCGAGCAUUAAAAUCACGCAAGCCCAUACCAAUAAAUUCUUGGCCAGACUGAUCGGCAAGGCGUCCUCGGUGGACAACCUGUCCAGCAAACAUCCGCAAGCCCAACAAUUACUCUCCGAUGGUCAAUUCGCUUCCAACAUGAAAGCGAAAUCACUUUCAUCCAGCGAGAUAUUCAACCCAGACAGUUCAUCCAUCGCUAGGACGGGGUCAAUAAACAGCAUCCACCGUACGCACAAACCUCGUCCUGGUUCAUACCAUGGCUCAUUUGAAACCCUCCACGUCCCCGACAUCUCAAUGAUCUCAGCAAACCCUCAAGAAGGCAUUCUGUACCACUGCCCUUACGAAAAAUACUGUACCUGCUUAAUCAAAGGAGCGGACAUUAUAAAUCAUUUUAAAAAUAACCACUCAGGACCUCUGACUCAAUAUUUCAAUAACAAAAUGCGAUUACUCCUAUCGCAAAUUCCAACAGGAGGCACUUAUUUGAUAUCCAUCAACGAUCAAUUGUUCUUCCUGAAGAUUAAUCAUGAAAAUAUGAUCAAGGGUCGUUUCGGUAAUAUGCGAAUUUGGGCAUGGCUCACUGGCGAUAAGAAGCAUUCUACAGAAAGCCAUCUACUUCUUAACUUCUUUAACGAAGAUACGCCAAAUGAUUCAUUAAUGAGCAUUCGAAGUGCAGUUUACUCCUUGAGCUCGGUAUCCUGGUCUGAUAUCAACGAAACAAAGAAGGGCGUUUUCAUUAGCUCGCAGUCUUUACAAGCGAUCUGCUCAGAGUCUACAAUACUAGAAGCCGAAAUACUUUAACAUUAUAUAAUUUUGUAAACAUUAUUUAAAUAUUUAUUGGAUUUUAUUACAAA
Messenger RNA from Nicrophorus vespilloides, 1527 nucleotides. RefSeq lists its product as uncharacterized. Gene Ontology annotation, molecular function: ubiquitin conjugating enzyme binding; ubiquitin protein ligase activity. The coding region runs from base 29 to 1474 and encodes 481 amino acids. The record is from RefSeq and is a predicted model, not a curated record. Gene Ontology annotation, cellular component: cytoplasm. Lineage: Eukaryota; Metazoa; Arthropoda; Insecta; Coleoptera; Silphidae. The transcript is spliced from 5 exons. Gene Ontology annotation, biological process: multicellular organism development; proteasome-mediated ubiquitin-dependent protein catabolic process.